Messenger RNA from Amoebophrya sp. A25, 1267 nucleotides. The record is from the annotation of a GenBank genome assembly. Lineage: Eukaryota; Dinophyceae; Syndiniales; Amoebophryaceae.
GCCAGACUUUCUUCCGAAGCACGGGCUUUAUUGGGAUACAAGCCCCGCUGAAUUCACUGGAAUCAGGGAUGUUGCUCGGACGCGGCCAAAGCACAGUGCCUGGAUUCGAUGGCGAACCUGACCUGGAGGUAGUCGAGCGUAAUGGCAUGGCGUGUCUGCUAAACUUAUGGGUUCUCUGAUCUGAUCCUAAUAAAUAAAUGUAUUUCUAUUUUACUGACGAGAUGUUCUCUUUUUACCGAGUAGAUGAUUUGGCCCCGGAUUUACAUCGUUACGCAGUAAGGAUGAAAAUCAUUGGAUAUUAGAAGAUCCGCUGGCUCCAUCUUGCUUAUGCUGCGAUGAAGUGCACGAUCUUUUUGUCGACAGAGACAGUGUAUGCGUAAAUGGCCGUUUGUUUUCGUGUCCCGCGAGAGAGAACCAGAGGUGUGAAAAGAGUUUGUCUAUCCUUCACCUAAGAAAUCGGCCACUGAGUGCGAUCGCUCCACCUGGCAUGACUGUCAGAGCACAUGACUGGGCACAUGCCGACAGCUCUGCAGAAUUCGUGGAUAAACCAAUGCCGUUACAGAAGUUGCUUCGGAAAACGAUGACGGAACAAUUGGCUGUUCCGUCGACUGAGAGUCAAGGUCAACAAGGUGACCAUCUGAAGCUGCAGCAAAUGGCACUACUAGUAGCCGCCUCAGCUUCUACGCAAGGCAUCGCUCUUAACGGGAUGCGCAAAACAGAGUAUGUGCAGGAUGCACUUGACGUGCUGAAGAUGGAACCUCUGUCGAAAGGCACUCUAAAGCAACUACUCCAGAGAUUUCGGAGCCUGUCGCGGGAACUGGGGGGCGAUGGGAAGGGGCUGUGGAGCUAAUACAUAGGAUUGGGGUCUCGACGAUCUGCAUCUAAGAUGCGAGAAAAAGAUCGGAGAAGUAACCCUUGGGAAGGGUCACAACUGGCACACAAAAAUCCAGACUUGAAUACGACGCGCGACAGUCCCAAAAACUUGAAUUGCUGUACUAAUAUCAUAACAAAAAUCACAACUACGACUAUCUUCGAAGAUGCUGAGAAUCUCCUAGUAAGUACCUCCCAGAUUUUUUGAAAGACCACGAUAUGGGACUCCAUACUACCCAUUUUUAAUCUGCCUGGACCAAGAGCUGGAUCUCAGGUUAUCGCAGGUUUCAUUUAUUUUUCAUUGCAAGCAUGAUUAGCAUACUCUUUCAUGUUCUCGCUACGACGGAAUAUGGGAUAACAACAAUUUAUUUUGGUUAUAAUGCUGUGCCUGUAGUGC